UCCAAAAAUUUUUGAAACCCACCACUGGUUGGACUAGAUGACCUACAAGGUCCCUUCCAACUCUGUUAAUCUGUACCUGUAUGUUCCAUGUGUCUUGGUGCUAAAGGAGGGGCUGGUGGGCAAAAAGCUGCUUUAACCCUUUGAAAGCUGCUUUGUAUGUAGGAGUCCAAGCAAAUUUAAGCCCUUUCUUAGUCAAUUGGGUGAGUGGCUUGGCUCUACAAGCAAAACAGGGUAUAAAUUUCUUGUAAAAAUUAGCAAAGCCCUGGAAACAUUGAAUGUUUUGGACCUCGUGGGGGUCCAUUUGAAUGCCUUUUGGAAUAAUAAGGUAACCCAAGAAGUCUAGUUGUUGCAAGUCAAAGGGACAUUUUUCUGGCUUGGCAAAAAGAUGGUUAUCUUUUAGUCUAUGGAAAACAGCACAUCAGAAGUGGGUUCCUACCGAACAUGUAGUGGUUUGACAGCCUGGGUGGCUGGCACCAGCAGCGACCAAGGCCUGCCACGCCCCUGAGCUAGUUCGCUUACCACCUUGGGUUUGGUUCUGCGCAUGCCAGAGCAAUUUUUAUUGCACUGGCUGGCCAUGCCUCUGCCCGAUCCGACAUGUGCCCUGCCUCGCCUUUGCCAUGUGGAUCCACAGAACGGCCUCCUCCUGCCUAGACACAGAUAAGCAGCAUUCAUGCUAGCCUAGCCCCCACUCCCCGCAGGCUGCAACCCAGGCCCCGCCUGGUCAACUGGGUGGCUGGCAGGGAAAGCGGCAAGCGAGGUGGCAGGCAGGCAGGCGGGAGGGACUGCCUGGGCUCCAAUGCCUCCUCCUGCAGGGGCAGCAGCGGCGAGUGGUAAGGGAGGCAUCCCUGCCUCCUUCCACCGAGAGGCGGCUUGGGGAAAGCCAGCCUCCCCUGCUGCUGUGCUCUUCCCUCCACACGGAGCCUCUAUCAGCAGGGCACCUCCCAUUUCACCCCAAGCACAUCACCUCCCUGCCGCCACUGCUUCUACAGUGCCAAACAGUCUAUGCCCCCCCUACACCAGUGGUGGAUUCCAGAUUCUGUUCCAACCGGUAUGGUUGGAACGGCCUCGGUGCCACCCACAUGCCGCGCGGCACGCGCAUGCAUUGUAGCUGAAAAUGAAGCUUCAGCAAGCCUCCGUUACGCUCCCCCUACUCAGCAGAGUGGAGCGCAGGCCAUGCGCGUGCGCAGAAGCGCCAACAGCUUUAAAACAUGCUAAGGAUUGCUGAUACGUGGAUGGGACCUCCGGAGCACUGUACUGGAACAGUAUCGGGUGCUCCGGGCUGGCUCCGGUACUCCUGUAUUGGGGCGUACUGCCUGCAACCCCCCACUGCCCCCCCACAUCACGCUUGCUGCGGCACGAGGCAAGCGUGGCUGGGGAGAAAUCGGGGAUGGGGAGGGUCUGGAGGCUAUAGCUAUAUCACAUGAUGAAUGGUUGAUAUAUCUAGCUUAUCAAAGAGAAGGAUGGGGGUGGGACAUGAUAAUUGUCUUCCAGUAAUUGAGGGGCUGUCACAGAGAAGAGGGGAUUGUCUUACUUUCCAAAACACCAGAUAAUAUGUGGAAGCUGGUUAGAGAUUCAGCCUAGAAGUAAGGAGAAAUUUUCUAACAGAACAAUUAAUCAAUUGGAGCUUCAACUUUUAAUUUUAUAGAGUUCCAAAUAAAUUAUAUACUUUCUAUGGUAAUUAGUUUGUACACUUCAUGCCAUUUUGUUCAUCCGUUCAUAAUUUUUACAUGUACAUUUUACAUGUGGCAUUCCAGGUUCAGUCCAUUGCAGAUCUAACCAAAGUAUCUGAGAUACUAAAUGUGGGAAACCUUAGAUGCCUGUAGUUAGACAAAACAAAUGUCGGUAUGGAUAAGUCAAAAUACUUUUAUACAAUCAGAUGUGACAAGAUUUGUUGUCUAAAACUGCCCCCCUCAAUCUUGUAUCCAAGAGAUAUCAUGAGGUUUUUUAACUACCAGUAUUUGGUGGGCCAACAACACAGGUGCUUAGACAACACUCACAAGCACUCACAUACUCACAGAGUAUUAGUCCUUACUCACCAUUUCACCCUCUUCUCCACUCUUCCCCACUGCCAUUACUAUUGCUACUCCUUGCCAGAACUGCUAGAGAGGCUGUCAGAAGAAUAAUUUGGGGUUCCAACUCAAGCCGGGGUUGCACAAGAAUGAAUAAAAAUGAGGUCCAGACAGUGUGAGAGAAGAAGAAAUAUUUAUUCCUAAAAGGAAAACAGUUUGCUUUUAAGGGCAGGAUGCUCAGAAAUGGGAUACAGUGGCAAACUUUUAUAGGGGGAGCUUGUACGUACUAAUUCUAAGGUGACAGUUGAGGUGUGGGUGUGGGUGUGUGGGUGUAUGUAUGUAUGUAGAUAAUUAACUCUGUUGUGUUUGCAGAUCUUAUCCUUUGAUAUAUGGAUUAGGCCUGGGUAAGUUAUUUCAAGGUUUGUGGAAAUUUGCUAAUUUAAUUAAGUUGGAGACACUGAUUCUCAGACCAUUGUAGAUUCUGUGAAUAUUUUAAGGGAAGAUGGAAACUGUUUCAAUAAUAAAAUAUAUUUGGAGAAAAAUCUUCUCAUGCCUUCCACACACAGAUACCCCCCCUCCUCCCCACCACCACACAUACCCUCAGCUAUUUCACAGCACAGCUUUUAUAGUCAACUUUGCUGUGCCUGCUGGAGAGAGGGCUUAAACGGAUGGGACCACAGCUGGAGAUUUCCUUGGAUAUUGGUUCAUAACUCUGGCCCUUCCAGCCAAUAAUUCAAAUGGAGGAGAGCAUGUUGAAGAAGCAUAGUUUAACGAAGUAUAUUCUCUACAAUAAUAUGUCAGUGAUAUUCUGUGCAACAAUGAGUAAUACCAAUUUCUUUUCUUUCCAUGCAGCCUGAAUCUUGAUUUCUUUUUCUAACAAAGACAAUUAUAUCUUGGAAGAUGGAAGUAGACAUUAAAGGGGCAGAAGGAGCAGAAGGAGAUGCUGAAUGUCGUGAACCUUUCACUGAGGCGCCAACUGGACCACCUUCUGGAUGCCCUGAUGACAUAAAAAACACUGGGUCAGGAGAUUCUGGACGUUAUCAUCUCUUGUCUUCUGUGGUGACACCUGCAUUUUCUUCUGGAAGCUCUGAUACAAAGCAUGAAAGAAAUGUUGGUCAAAAUGGACACCUACCUGGAACGCAUUGUAAGCUUGCUCGCAAUAAAGGCAUUAUAGCUCUUGUGAUCCUAGUGGUAGUUUUGAUCAUCAUCAUUAUUGCAAUUUCAUUGGCUGAAACAUGUCCGUCUUGUCCUCUCUUUGCAAGCCAAGGAGUUGCCUGCCCAGAUUUCUGGGUUGGAUACAAAGGAAAAUGUUUCUAUAUAUCAAAAGAAGAAGGAAAUUGGUCUCUCAGUUUAAAGACCUGUUUGUCACUUAAUGCAUCGUUGGCUGUGAUUGAUACUCAGGAGGAAUUGGAUUUUUGGGUAAAAUUUUUCCAUCCGCUUCAUUACUGGUUUGGUCUUUCAAGAGAAGUUAACCAGACCUGGAAGUGGUCCAAUGGCACUGAGUUUAAAAACCAGUUUCCGGUGCGAGGAGAAGGCUUCUGUGCAUAUCUAAAUGGAGAAAGGACUGAUAGCUCCUUCUGUUCCAUGGAGAAACGUUUUUUUUGCAGCCAACCAGAAAGUUGUAGGGUAACUGGAUAACACAACUUCAUCCAAAGAAGGAACACUUGGCUUGACUAAUAUUCAUUGCAGUAGCACAUGUGUGUAGUCUGUCUGGUACAUCCAAAUUUGCUGCGGGUAACAUAAUCUUUAGUUGUAAGUCCUAAGGAUCUAUCUUCAGAUCCUAUCUUAACAAAGCUAUUCUGGACCUUCUGGGGAAUUUCACAUUCAGAAAAAGAGACCCCAGCCUUGUUGAGAAUUACAGACCAAUCUCACUUUGCUGCGUCACCUGUAAAGUCAUGGAAUCCAUCAUAAACCAAUCCAUCACCCUCCACUUAGAGACAAACAACCUACUCUCUAAUAAGCAAUUUGGUUUCAGGAAAAAAUUGUCCUGCAAUCUGCAACUCAUACACUGCAAAAACAUUUGGACUCUCAACUCGACCAAGGUAAAGCAAUAGAUGCAAUCUACUUAGACUUCUGCAAAGCCUUUGAUUCAGUGGUACAUAUCAAACUUCUGUUAAAACUAAGUUCUUACGGCAUUUUGGGAUCUUUGCACCAGUAGAUAGUUGCAUUCCUAUCAAACAGGCAACAAGUAGUCAAAAUUGGGAACACUACCUAACCCUGCACCAGUUAACAGUGGUGUUCCCCAAGGCAGCGUUCUAGGACCAACACUCUUUUUACUUUACAUAAACAACCUUUGUGAUGAUAUUAUAAGCAGCUGUGUCCUCUUUGUCGAGGACGUAAAACUCUUUAACAUCACAGGCAAUUCUACUACGCUACUAAAUGACCUAGAUUAUGUAUCUGAAUGGUCAAACAAUUAGCAACUCCGAAUCUCUGCUAACAAAUGCUCAGUCCUACACAUUCGCAAUAUAAAUCAGAACAUCAAAUGCAAGCUGGGCGGAAGUAAUCUAAAAGAUGAGCCACACUUUGUCAAAGACCUAGGAGAACUCAUUUCGAAAGAACUAACCCCCAGAGCUCACUGUAACAACAUUGCCAAAAAAGGCAUUCAGAGUUUCAACCUUAUUUUACAUAGUUUUCUCUCUGGUAACACUAUGCUGCUAACUAGAGCAUACAAAACCUUUGCCAGAUCUAUACUUGAAUCAGAGGUGUAUUCCUACCGGUUCGGCCAAGUAGGUAGUAACUUGGCCUGCCACGCUCCCGAAGUGGUUCUCUCGGUGACACCAUAGGCGCCCCCAUCCUGCCGGAGCAGUCAGAUGGUGGUGGUGCAAUAUUAAAAAAAAAAAUAACACAAGGGCUAUCAAAUUAAAUGUAAUCCGUUCUAAUUUUGAUUGCAGGAAAAAUGAUUUCAGCAAUAGAGUAGUAAAUGUCUGGAAUACUCUAUCUGAUCCUGUUAGUUCCUCUAACCCCCAUACCUUUUGCCUUAAAUUGCCUACUGUGGACCUUACACAUUUCUUAAGCAGUCCCCAAGGGAGCAUCCAUAAGCACACCAGAGUGCCUACUGUCCCUGUCCUACUGUCCCCAUUUAUAUGUGCUCUUUUUACGUGUUUAUGGCUUUGUUUUGCUUUUUUAUAUCCAUUUACUUGUGCCAUUUUUCAUGUGUUCGUGUCUAUGUCUAUACUAUUACUUGUUUCCUUGUACUUGUUGAGAAAUAAAUAAAAAAUAAAUGAAUACAAUUAUAGUACAUCAAGAUAGA
Molecule: messenger RNA, 5259 nt
Organism: Thamnophis elegans (Western terrestrial garter snake)
Lineage: Eukaryota; Metazoa; Chordata; Lepidosauria; Squamata; Natricidae
Product: C-type lectin domain family 2 member D-like
Exons: 7
Coding region: 2910-3647 (245 amino acids)
Source: RefSeq, a predicted model, not a curated record